Rangifer tarandus platyrhynchus (Svalbard reindeer) is the source of this 1224-nucleotide messenger RNA. The record is from the annotation of a GenBank genome assembly. NCBI's taxonomy places the organism in Eukaryota, Metazoa, Chordata, Mammalia, Artiodactyla, Cervidae.
AUGCCCCUGGGCAUGAACUGCAAGCCCUGGUACAAAGACAAGCUACCCUCCAAGUGUUUCGCAAAGCACAAGAAGGCACUCCUGAAGUUCCCCACAUCCCUCUACAGCCGGUGGUGGGUAUUUGUGAAAGAGGGGCAGGACGACUUCCGGAAGGGCUGCCCACCUUGUAAAGAUCUGAUCACUCGAGGACCUAAUGAGGGCUUUCUCCCCGUGAUUGCUCACAGAGUUCCCCAGCAUGCCCCCCCAAAGAAAAAGCUGCCCAUGGAAGCAGAGGUGUUCUCCACGCUUUCAUCAGCCCAGCAAGCACAGAAGGCAUUCGUGGAGGAAAUCGAAGCCCACCUAACCCAGCAUCCCUUGGCGCUCUACCUGAAGCUGGAGGAAGAUCUACCUGCAGACCUCUUAUUAAAGGUGCUGGAAGUGCUCGAUCCUGACAGAAAGCUGGAGGACUUGUGGGCUUACUGUCUGGGUCCCAAGGGAAAGAAGAAGUCCCCCAAAAAGCUUCAUAAAAAACGCCCUGCGACGGUCCAGCUGGAACCUGUCAAGGAGGCUCCCGUGUCACACCCAGCCAGUUUCUACUUUGCAGACAAGAAGUCAAGCAGAAAGGAUUCACUCACUGAUUCAUCUUUUGAUAACAAUGUACAGAAAGGAAUUCGGCAAUUCUGCAAAUGGGUUUCUACUUUUGGAGACUUGGACACUGACAAACAGUUCAUCAUGAAAAUGUGUGAGGUGGGCUGCUACUGCCCAGCAACCCAUGGCAAAGCCCACAUGGAGGAAGUAUCCCAGGUUUCUUCAGAGGUAAAGUUCGGCAUUGGUGUAGGUAAAAUGGAGGCAACAAAAUACUCCAUGGAGGAACAAAACUGGGAGAGGAAACUCCAGAAACCACACAAUCCUUAUAAACCUGACUGGGUGAAGAUAAGGUAUGGUGCAUGGUACCUGCGGCCCAAGUUGUGGAAAAAGCUAAUAAAUGACGAACCUUUGAUUGAUCCCAAGGCCUUACUUGGAGGUGGGAUUUUUGGAAAGAGGUUUCCUGAACAGGACAAUCUUGAAGAUCUUUAUGGAACAAUUGCAUUUAAAGAUUUCAUUCUAAGCAAGGGCUACCGGAUGCCAGACAUCCUUGAGAGGUUGUUCACCAGGAAGGGAUGGAAAUAUGAUUCUGUUAAGACUCCUAUACACAAAGUGAUAAAAAUCAAGUUAAUUAGAGUAGAUGCACGGGAAGAUGCUUAG